AUGCGGUGGGGACUGCUUUUGCUGCUGGCGGUGACUGUCGCCGGCAAGGGGAAGAAGCAUCGGCAUAACAAACCUGGUCGAGCACUCCUAGACCGCUUAUCGAGCACGACAGUGGGAGAAAUCACAGUGGCGAACGGAGCGGGUGGCGAUUUGCUACCCGCCCCGCUCGACGCUGCGCCUUACUCCAUGGUGGAAGCCAACGCCACCUGUGGACAAGACGGCGCUGAGGAGUUCUGUCGAGACACACCUGGAAAACGAGUGGUUGUAUGCGACGUGUGCGAAGGCACCGAGGGGUCGUCGUCGCGACGGCACCCUGCCUCGCACGCUGUUGACGGAGACCCCUCUACAUGGUGGCAAAGCCCCACCAUGGCCGUUGGGGAUCAUCAACAUGUGGAGUUUGUUGCUACAUUACCUGAUAAAAUGGACCUCCUACACGUCAUAAUAAAAUCAGGACCUUCUCCGCGCCCACUCGCUUGGUCGCUAGAGGUGUCACCGACAGAGUCCGGCGAAGACUGGCGGUUGAUACGAGCCUAUGGGGAUAGAGAGCACUGCAAGCGGCUUUGGGACUUACGGCCAGAGAGACGACGACGGAAAGCUAGAGCGGUGAAGAGGAGAGGGGUGGAAAAAGCCACGUGCUCUACACAGUUUGUUUCUCCACGACCUUUGGAGAACGGUGAGAUGCACGUCGGCAUGGGUGAGGGUGUACCGGCGCGUCGUGUUCGCGUGUCUUUCCGAGCUGCGCAUGCGGCGCUUCCCGCGCAGCAGUACUAUACAAUGCGCGAGCUGACAUUGGCUACCAGAUGCAUAUGUCACGGUCACGCAAGACAUUGCGAAGUUACUUCUGAGGCAGCAAGAUGCGAAUGCUUACACGGCACUUGUGGUUCACACUGCCAGCGCUGCUGCAACGGCUCCCCGUGGUCGGCGCAGCGCGGCUGCGACCAGCUUCCUGAUGAUGGGGAUAACUGCGCGUGCGCCGAACGAGGCGCCUGCGCUUACGAUGACACAGGCGCUAUACUAUGCGUCAAUUGCACUGAGAAUCGCGCAGGGCCAUUGUGCGACAAAUGUUUGAUUGGAUAUUACAGCCCUACACCAGACGGUCCUUGCCAGCCCUGCAACUGCGACCACGAGGGUUCCAACGGCUCCUGCACAUGGGACAAAAAGCACCGUCACGUCUCCUGCACAUGUCGUCCUGGGUACACUGGCCCGUUAUGCGACAUGUGCGAAAACCCGUUUGGUAUCUUCCCUGGUUGCGAAGUGGUCACCACGCCGGUGUGCAAGUGUGAUCCGAGGGGGAUUACGGACCCGGAGAGAAUAUGUGAUGACGAUUGUGAAUGUAAGGCGAAUGUGGUGGGCGAGCGGUGCGACGCGUGCGCCGCCGGCCACUUCGGGCUGAGCGCGACGCUGCGGGAGGGCUGUCGAAGGUGCUAUUGCUCGUAUAUCACCGACUCCUGUGCCGCGAUCGCCGACGAUGACGACAUGGCCGCUGCUAUGGUACUACCGCUGAACGAGGGCUGGCUGGUGACGGACGUUGAUGGCAGGGAGACACUCGAGCCGUCCACUGAUGACCAGGGUAACCUCUAUCUUGUUAGUUACGAGGUAGAAGGCUGGAAGUCGUUCUAUUGGCUGACGAAAACGCUGAACGGUGAACACCUCUCGCUAUACGGUAACGAGAUUGUCGUGAAGACAUUCUGGAGCAUCGUGCGCGGAGAUACAGGGGGCAACCCUACUACUGCGCCUGAUGUAGUGCUAACUGCAGCCGACGGCACAAAUAUAGUCUACAGCAACAAGAGCUACGAAACUCCAGGAGAAACAGAAGUGAUAGUCCCGUUGGUCGAAGGCGAUUGGUGGAAAGUUGGGGAUGAGCUGACACUCGCUUCUCGCGCGCAACUAAUGGAUGUGUUGAGAGAUCUGCAGGCGGUAUUGAUAAGAGCGCAUUUCCACGGGGAUCAGGAUGAGGUGCGCCUCGAACGCAUCGAGCUGCGUCCGGCUGCGGACGGGGCGCGCGAGCAGUGCGCGUGUCCGCCGGGCUACAGCGGCGCGCACUGCCAGGCGUGCGCGCGCAGCCACGCGCGGGUGUCGCACGCCAGCGGCGCCUUGCCCGCCUUCGAGUGCGUGCCGUGUGCGUGCAACGGACACGCCGAAUGUGACACUGUGGACGGGCCGUGCGGGCUGUGUCGGGACAACACCACAGGUCCACAUUGCGAGCGAUGCCUGCCAGGGCACUACGGCAAUCCCGUGACGGGCGCGUGUAAGCCCUGCGCUUGCCCUCUGUUCCUGGCGUCAAACAACUUCAGCCCGAACUGCGCGUUGGCCGACGCGCAGGGCGACGACUACGUCUGUACUCAAUGCCCAGACGGGUACACCGGGGACCAUUGCGAACACUGCGACUUCGGCUACUGGGGCUCGCCCACGACGCCGGGCAGCCAGUGCACCGCCUGCGCCUGCGCCGGCGCGCCGUGCCAGCGCGACUCGGGGCUCUGCCUCGUGUGCCCGCCGCACAGCGAGGGCGCACGCUGCGAUCAGUGCCAGGAAGGCUAUUGGUUUGGCUCAGAGGGCUGGCCGAGGUCGAGCGGUGGGUGCGUGGCCUGCGCGUGCGGCCCAGGGACGCUGGCCGACGCCUGCGACCAGCGCACGGGGACCUGCGCCUGCAAGGAGGGCUGGGCGGGGCCCAAGUGCGACCGGUGUUCCGAGGGACAUGGAGGCGUAGACGCCGGCUGCCCUUUAUGCCGCUGCGGCAUGGCUGCUGCGCGGCCAGGCUGCGAUGCGGAGACCGGCUCCUGCGCGUGCGCAGAGGGCGCAGCGCCGCCCAACUGCGAGCAGUGCCUCGACGAGUAUUACGGGCUGACUGAUACUGGCUGCUUGGGAUGUAACUGCUCGUCGUUGGGAGCGGAGGGUAAAGCGUGUGACAUCAGGACGGGGCAGUGCCGUUGUAAAGCACACGUCACUGGUCGGGCGUGUGACACCUGUGAGGAAGGUUACUGGGGCCUACAACUAGGCGGGUGUCGGCGCUGCGAAUGCGGCGCGGGCGCUGCCGCUUGUGAUCCGCACAGCGGCGCCUGCGCCUGCGCUCCAGGCGUUGGAGGCCCGCAUUGCGACGUCUGCCUACCCGGAUACUAUGGCUUCGGCAUUGCCGGGUGUCUACCGUGUUCUGAUUGUACGGACGGCAAAGUGUGUUCCCCGGACAGCGGACGCUGCGUAUGCCCAGUACGAACGCGCGGGCCUGGCUGUAAGCAGUGUGCACCAGGGUUCUGGUCUCGGGCCAGCGGAUGUCGACCGUGUGAGUGCGGUCCAGGAGCUCUCAGUAAUACGUGUGAUGCCCACACAGGCCAAUGCGAGUGUAAGACGGGUUGGACCGGGUUGUCGUGUGAUUCGUGCACAUUGGGCCACUUUGGGCCGCGCUGUCGGCCCUGCGAUUGCUCGCUCGCCGGCACGAGAGACUGUGUCAACGGAACGUGUUCUUGUGAUGAUGCGGGACGCUGUCUGUGCAAGGAAAACGUGGUCGGCGACAAAUGUGACGAAUGUCUAUUGGGUACAUUCGGCUUGUCGAUGGACAACCCGGCUGGUUGCACGGCGUGCUUCUGCUUCGGGCGUAGCGCGCAAUGUGCGCAAGCGCAGCUAACGAGGGCAGCCAUUCAUGCAGGAUCGCCAGUGCAUGUUACGCUGCUCUUGAGCGAUACUGUUACUACGAUGGACCAAAAUUCUCUGUUAUCCAUUCACACGCAUACACCGGACGUGACAAUCUCCGUGCCUUGGCCACCGGUGCCUGUCUACAUUGAGCUGGACAAGCGCUUCGUAGGAGACCGCGUCACGUCGUACGGGGGAGCGCUUCGGUUUCGUGUCGAAGAAGAGGGCGGGCAAGAGUUGCCGGCAGAGACCAGAGCGCGGUUCCCAUUAGUUCGAUUAUAUGCGGGAGAUAUUGUCUUGGAUUAUCAUGAGCGCAUACCGCCCAUAAAUGGCACGCACGCAGUUCGGCUACACGAGUCCUUGUGGCACGUGCGCACGCGCAGCCCCCUCGGAGCUAAGGCUUCGCGCGGCGCGCUCAUGCUGGCGCUGCAGCGGCUCGACCGAAUCCUAGUCAGAGUCACUACCAGGGCGCCCACUUACGACGAGCAUGUGCAUGCAUUACUCCUCAACGUAUCUCUGGACACAGCGAUUCCCGGCCUGAGUCGGUCCGAGCCAGCGCUCGGCGUGGAGCUCUGCGACUGCCCUCGUGGCUACGCAGCGGCCUCCUGCCAGGAGCCAGCCAUCGGCUUCUGGAUGCCGAGGCAGAAAGUCCACUUCACCAACGUUGCUGGCACAAUCGUUAUCAGCUUGGAGGGAGAAACACAACCGUGUAAAUGCAAUGGACGAGCCGUUGCUUGUGAUUCUAAGACUGGUGAUUGCUUGGUAAGAACUUUCUAA
Molecule: messenger RNA, 4401 nt
Organism: Hyposmocoma kahamanoa
Lineage: Eukaryota; Metazoa; Arthropoda; Insecta; Lepidoptera; Cosmopterigidae
Gene: wb
Product: laminin subunit alpha-1-like
Exons: 26
Coding region: 1-4401 (1466 amino acids)
Biological process (GO): axon guidance
Cellular component (GO): basement membrane
Source: RefSeq, a predicted model, not a curated record